Molecule: messenger RNA, 1237 nt
Organism: Onychomys torridus (southern grasshopper mouse)
Lineage: Eukaryota; Metazoa; Chordata; Mammalia; Rodentia; Cricetidae
Gene: Spesp1
Product: sperm equatorial segment protein 1
Biological process (GO): fusion of sperm to egg plasma membrane involved in single fertilization; acrosome reaction
Cellular component (GO): acrosomal vesicle
Source: RefSeq, a predicted model, not a curated record
AUGAAGCCGGUGGUCCUAGUCGUGCUGUGGCUAUGGCCUCCGUCCCUGCUGGCGUAUCCGACCAUAACUGUGUUGCCUGAUGAAGAACAGAAUUUGAAUCAUUAUGUACAAGUUUUACAGAACCUGAUAAUGAGUGUUCCUACCAGGGAGCAGGGCUCUGGGGAAACGUCCUUAAGUCCUACGGAAGUUCCAGAGCUGAAGUUUUCUCGGUACGAGCUGAUACACACCCCUGAGGGAGUUACCCCUGAGAACGACAUUCUUAUCAGGCCCUUCAACGAGGAAAAGACAACUUUCCCUACUAGCGGCUUCACGCUGGGGAUGGAGAGGAAAAAAAAAACUGAAACUACAGCGUUCUGGUCCAUCCGGCCAAAUAACGUUUCUGUUGUUUUACACGAGGAGGAACCUUAUAUUGAAAAAGAAGAGCCAGAGCCGGAGCCGGAAUUCGAGGAGCCCCAUCCCAGGCCACUGUGGCCUCCUGAGCAUGAGUCAGAGGAGGAGCAUGAUCUGACCACGAGCACGAGCCCGAGCCAGACCACAAGCACGAGCCGGAUCGCGAGCACGAGCCGGACCACGAGCAUGAGCCGGAUCACCGUAAGAACGAGUACCACCAGCAGCAUGGACAUCUCCACGGACUCUGAGGAUGUGCCCCAGCUCUCAGGCCAGCCGGAAACGGGAAACUUGGAAGACCUCUCUGGACACCACUCCGAGACUGCAAUACACGAGGACAUUUUGAGAAAAAUUUCCAAUAUUAAUGUAGAGGUUCAGCAGGGACCUCUUGGUGACGCCAACAACCCCGAGUACAAGGAGUACAUCAAGGCCUCCAGGGAGCACCUGAAACGGAGCCUGGCCCUGGCUGCAGCUGCCGAGCACAGGUUAGAAGAGAUGUACAGAUCUCACGUCUUCCCAGAGGAGAGGAUCAGCGAUUCAGUCAAUGACAUGGAAACAGUUAUCAACGUGCUGUAUAAUUCCAGGUCCAGGUUGCCGGAGUAUUUGAAUAUUAAGCAUGUACCAUCAGAGCUGAGGAAACAGGUCACGGCCGUGACGAGUGUGUUGAAAAAACUAUUUUGUGCAGAUCAGGUAGAGACGCAACGCCUCAUUAGGAAGCUGUUAAGCAAUAAUAUGAAAAUCCUAAAUAUCCUUAAUGUCCCAUGAUCAAACUCAUUUAAGCAAAGGGCUUGUUCACUGGAAAAUAAGCAUAUUAGUGAUUUUAAAAGUUGCCUAAAAUAUUUUCUAUUAU